Notothenia coriiceps (black rockcod) is the source of this 2616-nucleotide messenger RNA. RefSeq names its product archaelysin family metallopeptidase 2 (gene amz2). NCBI's taxonomy places the organism in Eukaryota, Metazoa, Chordata, Actinopteri, Perciformes, Nototheniidae. Gene Ontology annotation, molecular function: metallopeptidase activity. The transcript has 6 exons. The record is from RefSeq and is a predicted model, not a curated record. Gene Ontology annotation, biological process: proteolysis. The coding region runs from base 1 to 750 and encodes 249 amino acids.
AUGCGGAAACGGCUUCCGGUGUCAACAUGGGUUUUUGAUAGUGUCGAGAACAGGCUUUUUGCGUUGUUGAACAUUAAGUUAAUCCAGCACUCUGUCCAGGAACUGCAGACAGCGUUGGUUUCCAAUCAUAAAGACUUAGCUAUAGACUUUACAGCAAAUACACAAAAGCAGAGGCAUCUUCUGGAGGAAGGAUUCCACGCAGGGCAGCGGCCCGAUUCCCUUUUCCAACCCAUCACAGUCCACUCAGACUGGAUCUCCGCUCAACCUGAGGAGCAUCAAGACUUUGAGAGUUUCUACAGAGACCCUUCCCGCAAGACCCCAAAUGCAAGCCACAAUACUAUUUACAUUCAAACCAUAUGUUCCUUUGGCGGGGCGGGGGUUCAGAAGGAUCAGUGUGUGGAGUGGCUCAGAGAAUACUGCCAGGCCUUCUUCUAUGGGCUUUCUGUCAAGUUACUGCCGGCAGUUACUGUGGCUGAAACAAAAUGCUCCUUCAGGGUGAACAGCGACUCCCACAACCUUCAGAUCCUCACCGGUGACCUGCUACAGUUCCUGUGGAGUAGGAAACCAGCAGAUGCUUUCUGCAUUGUUGGGAUCACAAUGAUUGACCUCUACCCCAAAGACUCCUGGAAUUUUGUUUUCGGACAAGCUUCUCUCAGUAACGGAAUGGGAGUUUUCAGCUUCUCCAGGUAUGAUGACAGCUUCUACAGCAGCAGUUAUGCAGGGAGUGUGACGACCCCUCCAAACUGCUGAACGAUGCUGUCACGCCGUCAGAAACCCCUAGUAAUCUUGUUGUCUGUGUAAACGUGUUCCGGCAUCGGUUGUAUUCAGUUGGGGAGAUGGCCAGAGAGAAGUUGUCGUCAUCUGGGAAAGAUGAAGCGUCUGACCGAAAACCAGAGCAGCGCUCGUUUAGUCCUGGAGAUCAGGUCCUGGCUUUGUUAUCAAUGGUUAAUUCGCCGUUUCAGGCAAAAUGUUCUGGCCCAAAGGUAUCUGACCAAAAUGAUACGCCAGCGUUUCCAAAGGUAUCUGACCAAAAUGUUCUCCUGUCCACGCCGAAACGUAGAAAAGCCACUCAGCUCUGCCAUAUAAACCUGCUGAAGUCAUACUAUGCUAAUGAGUCUAAACCUCUCUCAGCAGCAGUGGCAGUGGGGAGUCAGUUCUCCGGAGGGGAGGAUGAUGGGGUUACAGCGCCUGAUGAGAGCUUGUUGCGGGGAAAAUUGAAGAACACUGAAACUUUGCGUAAUCUGGAGUCACUGUUGGGUCAUAUGUCGGCAGAAGGAAGGUCUGAGCUGACUGCUCUGAUUCAUAGUAAUCUGUGUCUAUUCAGAGAUACACCAAGCCGAACACACAUGAUAGUGCAUGAUAUAGAUGUAGAGGGUGCGCAUCCCAUCCGCCAGCGUUUCUGUCGUGUGUCUGAGGAAAAACGUCAGGUAAUGGACACAGAAAUCAAGUAGGCUACAUGCUCGAAAAUGGCAUCGCCGAACCUUCUUGUUCAAGCUGGGCAUCACCCUGUCUGCUUGUGGAGAAGUCUGAUAAAAGUCCUAGGUUUUGCACAGAUUAUUGGAAGGUUAAGGCUGUUACUGAACCCGAUGCGUAUCCACUGCCUCGUAUGGAAGAUUGUAUUAAUCAGGUUGGUUCUGCGCAGUUUGUUAGCAAAUUUGACAUUUGUAAAGGUUACUGGCAGGUUCUCCCAAAGGGCCAAGGAAAUCUCCGCUUUUAUUACACCCUCAGGGUUAUAUUCCUAUGAUGUGAUGAGUUUUGGUCUGCGUAAUGCUCCCUCCACAUUCCAGCGACUUAUGAACAGGGUGGUGUCGGGGUUGGAAGGUUGUGCCGUGUACUUGGAUGACGUUGUGAUCUAUAGCAAUACGUGGGAGGAACAUUUGGCCCGUAUUGAGAAACCGUUUGACCGGUUGAGUGAGGCGUGCCUGACAGUAAACUUGGCAAAGUGUGACUUUGCAAAGUCCACCGUCACUUACCUCGGCAAAGUUGUAGGGCAGGGGACUGUGUGUGCCGUCGAGGUCAAAGUGAGUGCGAUAACUAAGUACCCAGUUCCCACCACCAAAAAAGAACUUCAGCGUUUCUUUGGUUUAAUUGGGUACUAUCGCAGUUUUUUACUGUGGUAGCUCCCCUGACGGAUUUGCCGAAAGGAAAAGCCUGUUAUGUUUGGACAGACGUGUGCCAGCAGGCUUUUGGUAAUUUAAAGUCUGUUCUGUCUUCACCUCCUGUGCUUGCCGCUCCUUGCAUGGAUCGACCUUUCCAACUGCAUGUGGAUGCAAGUGAUGUCGGGACAGGAGCUGUACUGUUCUAAGUUGAUGGCAGUGGGGUGGAUCGCCCCGUGAGUUUCUAUUCUAAGAAAUGUAACUCAUUUCAGUUGAACUACUCUGUGAUCGAAAAGGAAACCCUUGCGCUCAUCUGGGCAUUACAGCAUUUUGACGUGUAUGUAGGCUCUAGUGUUCCUCUGAUUGUGUACACAAACCAUAACCCCAUCACUUUCUUGCACUCAGUUUGUUGCCCAAAUUGCAUGUUGAUGCGGUGGAUGCUUUAUCUACAGGCCUAUUGUCUGGACAUCUGCCACAUUAAAGGUUCGGAUAACGUGGUGGCCGAUGCUUUGUCUAGAGC